This is a messenger RNA of Mercenaria mercenaria, 4423 nucleotides long. RefSeq lists its product as uncharacterized. Bases 2492 to 3562 code for a protein of 356 amino acids. NCBI's taxonomy places the organism in Eukaryota, Metazoa, Mollusca, Bivalvia, Venerida, Veneridae. The transcript has 7 exons. The record is from RefSeq and is a predicted model, not a curated record.
AAUUUCAUGAAAUAUUUUACUUAAUAACAUGUUUUAAAACGAAAUGUCACAUUGCACAAAUGUUUUGAUCAAUUUAUACACAUACUGAAUUAGUUAUUCGCUUUGCUGAAUAGUUCGCAAUAAAUUUCGCUGGAACUGAAUUCUGCCGCAAGACGUAUUACCGUUUCCGGUCCUGACGUGUUUUAACAAAUACCUACUAUUGGCGCCAUGCUUGCGCGAAGAAACAGUUCCAUUAUAUUUGAUAUACAUUUUACAAUAAAGAACAUAUUAGAAUCGAAAUAAUUUAUAGCAAAACAAUGCUUUAUCACUAUAUAUAGACUCGGGCGGUUAUACGUCGGCGCAAUUAAAAUAUACUAUCACAAUAAAAAAUGUAUCCUUUCGGCAAGGACACUGAGCGUUUAGUGUUGGAUUUUUUGAAAGAAGACGCUUUUACUUGUGUCAGUAAACUUCUACAUACAUUUGUAACUUAUCCGAUUACCUAGCAAUAAAUCAAGAAGCCGUAACGGAGAAAGGAGCCUUGUUUGACAAGUUUCUAGCUCAAGAGGCAGUGGGACUAUAUGGAUCUUUGAUUUCGGCAAUACCUAGACUGAGACAGAGGCAUGGAAAUAAGCAGAGAACGCCAAAGACAGUGAGGUUAACUCACGAUACAAUAGGCCUGUUUUGAGUUUUAAAGUAUUUUGUCUAGUUGCUAACAAGUAAACUAUCACAACAUUUCUAAGUCAAAAGCAACAUAUUUGUAACAAACUACAUUUAUCAACUUACAUAAAAGACCUUUUUGAAAAGAGAUAUACUUUUGAUAAAAAUCAGCUAGACUUACGCUAGAUGCUUUUUGAAGCCACCUUGUAAUUUCAUCAAUAGUGUGGCCAUUCUGACAAUACAUCAUCAAUAACAGCUGGUUACUUUUAACAAAUGGUCUUAAGUGUAAAUAAUAUGAAAUAGGGCACUACCUAGAUGAAGAAUAGAUAUGUCUCAACAAAAUUAAUUCCUUAUUAGAUUUAGUAAUUUAAUUAAAAAACAAUAUGCUUAAAUGUUGAAUAAUGUGUUUGUAUUUGAAUCAUUUCUUCUAGAGUUUGCAACAUAUUUAUGAAAGGUACUAUUUGUAUUACGACGCAAAUCAUUCAGCUAAACAGAGGCAAAUUUAGAAAUCCCUAUGUUUGAAAGGGCAUAAAAGCAACACAUUGGUCAUUAUUACUUUGUUUAUAAUGUGGGAAACAUACGUUUUCAAUCUCAAAAUGUAGACAAGACAUUAUGAUUUGGAUGACAUAUUAGAAAUCAUUAAUAUGUUGGUGAAUUAUUCCGGCCGCAGGCCGGUAUAUCUGGGGUAAAGGUCAUUUAACAGUUGAUUAAAAUUGUACAUUUUGAUUGGUGGAUGAAAAAUUUCACAGGCUUUCGAAUGGUACAGAUAAUAUUUUCUUAAGGGGUGUGCAUUACAUGCUCUGGGCUGUAUUGUUGGACAGUAUAACCCAUUGUGAGACUCCUGUGGAAGUAGCUUACGUCAUAAACCUGAAUCCCCUCAGUAGUCAAUUCGACUACAAACCUGCUGACUCUGCCACUCUGAUACGGAACGAUUUACAGUCAACUUUUGGUCAUUUCGUAUCCAUUGACGAUUUCAAACUGGUCAUUUCAUCUCCCACUUUUCGGCCCCUCCUUUUUAUUCUUAUUUUUUGUCAAAGUUUUCCAGAUUAUGACAGGAUGUAAAAUAUACGUUCUGUAAAAUAUGUUCUACAUAAAAAACAACUUUAAAAAAAUACAUUUUGUUUUGCUUUAUAAAUAUCAGAUCGUAUACGUACGUGCGGCUUAGGUGGACUUUUUAAAGAUACUUUUUAUUUACAACGAAUUCAAAUUGAUAAUUUAAAAGACAUUGUGCGUAUUAGUCUUAUUCUAGUUAUUUAUUGAGAGUCAUUUACUUUAUUACAAACAAUCGACGGAUAUGGCAGGGCUUAAUUUACUGCAAUAUUAAUACUCUUACGCUUUCCACUUACUUGAAUGUAUUUUCCAACUUUCGCUUUUAUUUUCAACGUUUUUCGUAAGUUGCUGUUUAUUUUCUAUUAACGGUCAUUCACUUGAUCAAUAAACUAGAACUUAAUACUUGUGAAGUGCUAUUUAUAUCUUUUUAGCCAUACCAGAUCGGAAUUUAAAAAGGUAUUUGAUUUAACAUCGAUUAUAAACCGAAAGUAGACUAGCUUUCUGAAUAUGAAAAAUUUAUUUGAAAUUUUCUAUUGUUAUAGUUCAGUUAAUUAUUCUUUGAAACGUUUUGUCUAUCUAUGUACAUGAAGUUUUUUUUUUCAAACUUCCCUGUCAAGGUUUAUCAAUUGACACAUUACACAGCUUGUAAAGUGAUCACGAAUUGAUGCAGUGGACAUUCUAUAUGGCACGUUAAGUAGACUUUACUCACUUCACUCUUUAUUCGCUAUCUAAUUUUGUUUUCGAAGCAAAUGAAUCCAUUGCAGAAGGAGUAGCAUUGUGCGUACAGUUUAGAAAGGUCUAAACAAUGGGGCAACAGACUAGUCGAAACGAAGGUAAUGAGAAACAACUUGAACAACAACGUGAAAUAAAAUAUAUCAUCGAUUGCCUAAACCACCAUAAAAACAAUGUUUACGGUGUUGCUCACAGUGUUGAAACGCAAAAUUCAUAUGUGGAAGAACUUUUACAAAACAUGCGCCGUUUAGAAAGAAGAGAAAAAGAUGGGGACAUAAUAGAAGACGAUAUUGAAGACAAAACUGAUGUGAAAAUCCACCUGAAAGUUACGAAAAAUACAAGGAGACUUCUUGGUAGUAUCCAGUGUCAAAGCAAUUCACUGCAAGAAUCAUUCGAUGCUCUGAACCAAUGCAUAAUGGAUGCGUUACACCAGUUUAAACAACCAGACCUCGGGUCAUCUGUUGAUCAAAAAUAUUCUAGAAAAUGGAUAGUUUACGAAGAUUCCCCAAAGCAACCCAUACGUGACAUCCGAGAAGCUUUCAUGGAACAAGCAGAAUCUUUGCGCACGUUACAGUUGAGCGAAUCAACUCUUUCAACGCAUAAUAAACAACUUAGCAAAGACAACGAAUUUCUGAGAAGCCAAUUACAGACUUUUAAAUCUACGAUCCAAGUACAAAUAUACUAUCAAAGCCGAGGGGAAAUGAUGUCCAAGGUUUUGGACGAACUGAAGCUUCUUCUUGCCAGCAAUACAGGAAAAGAAAGAAAUAAAGUACAGUUCAUUGAUUGUCUAGAUAAAAAUGACAUCAACCCAGAUAUACCACUGUUUGUGUUGUGCAUCAAUGCUUCAAGGAUAGGCACUGACGUUGCGACUACAUUACAAAAUUUAAAAGGAUGCGAAAUGGAAAACACUGCUUUGUUGAUUUUCCAUCACAAAAACGAACACGCACUACCUACACAGACCAGUAACCAAGUACUUGCAGGUCCUGGGUUCAAGGCACUCCGAGGAAUUUAUGACUUAGCAUUUUUGACAGGGAAAGGAAUGUACGAUUGUGAAAUGAACACUCGUGCAGUAGCUGAUAUUAUUGGCUUCAUAUGUAAAGUAUCAGGAGAGACAGGUUUCAAUCGUGAUGCUAUGUCUACGUAAUUGAUUUAGAUAGUUACAAAGCUGUGUUCAAGAAAUAUCUAUUUAUGCAGGUUCCACUGUAUGCAGCAUAUGCGUGUUAUUAUCGUCUGUGUUUGUAUUUUCUGUUUUGUUUUGUUUUGUCAGUCUUUCUUUGUUUUAGAUAUAGAAUAUUAUAUCUUCUUCCUUAAAAAAUAUUUGUCUGAAUGGCUGAGUAGGGUGAAAUAUAUGCAUAUAGAUAAAAGGUGGAUCCUGAAAUUUUCAGACGCCUGGUAUACAUGAUAAACUAAAUUUUGAAUGAUAAGCACGUUCGUCUUUCUAAUCAGACAUGCUAUGGUUCAACAGCUAAAUAAGACAAUAAUUGUUAUCUGCAUUUCUUUGUUUUACUCAAUCCUAAUUGUAAUUGAUAGACUGACAAAGCUGUUUAAUUCUAGUCACUUAUUGAACUUGUUUUGUUAGGUUUUUGCUGUUGUUGUUGUUGUUGUUUUUUGUAAAUACUGUGAAAUCAUUUUUAUUCGCGUAGGACGAAUUUUCGCUUAUAUUUCACGCGAGGACCGAUGCGCGAAUUUAUGACCGCGCUAUUAUUAUUUUUUAUUAUAUUUUUCCCUUUCUAAAUUUGAAAAUGCGCGAAUUUAAGCCUGCGCGAAACAGUCCUUCUUCACGUUUGCGCGAAAUUUCAUGCCAGCGAAUUUAAAUGAUAUCACAGUACGUUUUUUGUUUUUUGUUGUUUUUUUUUGGUUUUUUGUUUUUGUUUUUGUAAAUUGAUCGUCUUCCAUCUUUAUGACAGCCUUUGCUAUUGAUAGCAGUUUUGUUCAUCAUUUGCUUUAUUGGCACCUUGAUUUUAUCAGAUUUAACUUACUCAGAAUAAAGGGAUAACGUAUCAAG